This is a messenger RNA of Cinara cedri, 168 nucleotides long. The record is from the annotation of a GenBank genome assembly. NCBI's taxonomy places the organism in Eukaryota, Metazoa, Arthropoda, Insecta, Hemiptera, Aphididae.
AUGAUCGCGGAUACUUCGGGUCCUUUGAUGGCCGCCUAUAGAAAUCAUCCGGAAAGCGCUAUCACAGAACGUACGGUGAACGCUAUAAUGUCCACCGUUGGGGACUUCAAAGUGACCGAGCUAGCGGAGACUACGUAUGCUUUGUUGGCCGAUUACCGAAAUCGUUGA